UUCUGAAAGAGUAAGUUUUUGGUAGUAUGGCCUGUGAAUGUUGUUUGUUGGUUGUGCUUCUCUCUUAAGAUUUUAAUACACCAUUUAAUUACUACUCUACUCUUUAGGUCUCCUUCCUUUCAUCUUGAACAUGGGAAUGUCAAAGCACAUCCAAUUUCAAAGUCCUGUACUUGCAGAAGCUCAUCUUCUUGCCAAACCAAUUUCAGGGAGAUUCCAUAACCUCUCUACAUUGCUUCUCUCUCACUUUUCAGGACCACUUUUUUAAUCUCACAGCUUCCCCCAUUUGGUGUUGCUUCAAGUCACCACUUAUUCUAGUUUAUUCACUGCGCCAUCUCCUUCCAUUUUCUUUCAUCUUCAUCAUUCAAUCAUUCAGGAGAUUAAUUCAGAUUAUUCAAGAUCGCAUUUUCAGGAAUGGGUUUGUCUCAGAAAAUGCAGUUCUUCAUGGGUAUCUUCACAACUGCAAUUGUUUUGGCUGCUCAAGUAUCCACAGGAUCGGAUUCAUCCCCAUCUCCGGCAAUAGUUGGAACCAUGGUAAAUGCACCUACUCCUUCUGCAUCUCAACUAAAUGAACCGAGUAGUCAACCUCCUGUGCCUAUUCGUGGAGCAGCACCAGCCUUAUCGCCGAUUAAUCAUCAAGAAAAAGAACCAAUUACUAUGAAUCCUACCUAUCCUCCAGCAACAGUUGCAUUGCCUUCACACCUUUCCCCGCAACUUCCACCAAACAUCCAACCCUAUAUUAUGCCAGGACCACGAAUAAGUAUGGCAGGCUUCUAUGGCCAACCUCUCAGCAUUUUCUUCUUUCUCUUUUCCUUUAUUCAUUUAUAA
Molecule: messenger RNA, 825 nt
Organism: Impatiens glandulifera
Lineage: Eukaryota; Viridiplantae; Streptophyta; Magnoliopsida; Ericales; Balsaminaceae
Product: proline-rich receptor-like protein kinase PERK9
Exons: 4
Coding region: 412-825 (137 amino acids)
Source: RefSeq, a predicted model, not a curated record